Nicotiana attenuata is the source of this 1956-nucleotide messenger RNA. Its product is annotated as glucan endo-1,3-beta-glucosidase 8-like. Gene Ontology annotation, cellular component: plasma membrane. Gene Ontology annotation, biological process: carbohydrate metabolic process. The transcript is spliced from 2 exons. Lineage: Eukaryota; Viridiplantae; Streptophyta; Magnoliopsida; Solanales; Solanaceae. The record is from RefSeq and is a predicted model, not a curated record. Gene Ontology annotation, molecular function: hydrolase activity, hydrolyzing O-glycosyl compounds. Bases 418 to 1842 code for a protein of 474 amino acids.
UAUGGCCAAACGGGUUCCAAGCAGAGGUCUUAACUUUUUCUCAACCCAUAACCUUGAGCAGUUCUUUUUUCUUAGCUGUCUUUUGGUUUAAUAAAGAAACCUUCAUCAACCAUAACCCCUGCAUAAAACUCAAUAUGUUCCUUCUCCCUCCUUUCUAGAACUAUACUAACAAGAGGAGUUUUUAUCCACGUUCUGCUCACACUCUUUUUUUUUUGGCAGUUUCAUAUCAGAAAGUGGUGGUUUUCAGGCUAUUUGAGUAGGUUUUUGGGUUCCCACCCACGUUCUAUAAUAUCCCUAUUUUGAUUCUUAUACCCUUUUUUUCUUGAUAAAAAUCAAUUCUUUUCUCCUGGGCUUCUCUUCUUUCCCUCUCUAAUUCUUUGCUAGAAUAUUCAAGAUUCUGAAUACCCAUUUUCAAAGAUGUUGAAAGUUGGGAUAUUUGUGGUUUGUUUAUUGUAUUUGAGUGAGGUGGAAGGGCUAGGAGUGAACUGGGGAACAAUGGCGAUGCACAAGUUGCCACCAAAAACAGUGGUGCAGCUGCUGAAGGACAAUGGUAUUGGGAAGGUGAAGCUGUUUGAUGCAGAUCAAUCAACCAUGAGUGCUCUUGCUGGUACUGAUAUUGAAGUUAUGGUUGCCAUUCCCAAUGAUCAGCUUUCUGCUAUGAAUGAUUAUGAUCGAGCUAAAGAUUGGGUCAGACGCAAUGUCACCCGCUACAAUUUCAAAGGAGGUGUCAAUAUCAAGUAUGUUGCAGUUGGUAAUGAGCCUUUCUUGACAUCGUACAACAACUCCUUUAUUAACACGACCUUCCCAGCACUUCAGAACAUCCAAAAUGCUUUAAAUGAAGCAGGACUUGGGAACUCCAUAAAAGCAACUGUACCUCUAAAUGCCGAUGUUUAUUUCUCUCCAGAGAGCAAUCCCGUGCCCUCUGCUGGGAGAUUCCGACAGGACAUUAAUGAUCUAAUGACCCAGAUGGUGCAGUUCAUGAACCAGAACAACGCACCUUUCACAGUAAACAUUUACCCCUUUCUGAGUCUUUAUGCUAAUGAGCAUUUCCCUGUUGACUUUGCCUUUUUUGAUGGAGCCAGUAACCCCAUUCUUGAUAAAGGAGUCACAUACACCAAUGUAUUUGAUGCCAACUUUGAUACCCUAGUUUCAGCUUUGAGGGCAGCAGGUGUUGGCAACAUGACCAUUCUUGUUGGGGAAGUUGGGUGGCCCACGGAUGGUGACAAAAAUGCCAAUGUCAAUCUUGCUUAUCGGUUCUAUAAGGGGCUGUUAUCCAGGCUUGCAGCCAACACGGGAACGCCUCUUCGGCCUGGAUAUAUUGAAGUUUACUUGUUUGGGCUUAUCGACGAGGAUGGUAAAAGUAUUGCUCCUGGUAACUUUGAGCGCCACUGGGGAAUCUUCCGGUAUGAUGGACAGCCAAAGUUUGCCAUGGACCUUACAGGUCAGGGACAAGAUAAGUUUCUCGUAGGUGCACAAAAUGUGGAAUAUUUACCUAAGAAAUGGUGCAUGCUUAAUCCGGAUGCCAAGGAUUUGAGCAAACUUGCAGAUAACAUCAACUAUGCUUGCACAUUCUCAGAUUGCACAGCAUUAGGAUAUGGUUCUUCGUGCAAUGGUUUGGACGCAAAUGGUAAUGCAUCAUAUGCAUUUAAUAUGUAUUACCAAGCUCAGAACCAAGGAGAUUUCAGUUGUGGCUUUCAGGGUCUGGCAAUGGUAACGGAUCAGAAUAUAUCUCAAGCAAACUGUAAUUUCACCAUCCAGAUAGCUUAUUCUUUCUCUCCAAAAGUAUUACCAGGCCCAGGGGUCAUCGCAUUUCUUACUGCCUUCACAUUUAUUUUACUAUAGAUAGAUUAUAUUUGUGUAGAUUAUUUAUUUGCGACAGUGAUUGUAUUCGACAUUUCUGGGUACUAGCUGAUGCUUUAAUAAAAGUUCAGAUUAUCUUUAUUUAAAAGUUAAAAA